AUGAGAAUUUUCCACCAGGACGCCGUCAUCGAUGAGUUCGAAGCGCUGACCCAGGACGUGGGGAAGGUCCAGAGGGAGACCCUCAAGAUGAUCCUGGAAGAGAAUAGCGAAGCGGAGUAUCUGCAGAACCUGGGACUGGGAGGGCGAACCGAUCCCGAGAGCUUCAAGGCAUGCGUUCCCCUCGUCUCCCACCCUGAUCUAGAAGGCUAUAUUCGCAGAAUUGCAGCUGGGGAGUCUUCUCCCAUUCUCACUGGGAAGCCGAUAACUUCCCUUUCCUUGAGGUACGAUCUUCCCGGUGACAUGUCCACGGGUGUGGGCCUAGUUCAUUUCCCCGGCUGGCGCGUUUACUAUCAGCUAUUUCUGACAUUACUUGUGCUGUCCAAUGCUUCCAGCUCUGGUACUACCCAAGGGAGGCCCAAGUACGUCCCCUUUAAUGACUUUCUGGUUCAAAAUACGAUGCAGAUAUACCGAACGUCGUUCGCUUUCAGAAACAAGUAAGGGGAACAUUUCUCUGCUUUAAGAAUUUAGUCAUUCUUUUAUGUUUUGGUGGUCUCUUUUUCUCCCCCCCUUCUUUUAUUCAUCUGCCUUGAGUUUGAACUGGGUGAUUUCUGGACGAGGUCUGCACUCUGAUUACCCCAUUUAGUGCCUUGUGUUUUCUAAUCAACUGGAGCUGCACCGUGAGAGGAUUAGCCAUUGGUGUCUGAAUUUGUUUUCUCUCUCUUUCUGAAGUCAAUUUUGCCUGAAUUUGAGAUCUACUUCUUUUGUGAGAGAUUUUCCCAGAAAUAACAUUGCCAUUUGUGGGGUUCAUUUUGUCGGCAUCUCUUGUCGGACUCAGUGAAGACAAUGCGGGGUAUAGUAUAGUUUCUUUCCCAGAAAUAGUUAUCACGUAAGUCCAUCUAUUCAUUUAAUCGACUGUGACCCCAUGGCAGAAAUUCUGCUUUCUCAUGGACCUGGCGGCUAAUGGCAGAAGCCGCAUGAAUAAUCAGAACGCCAAGUGCAUUGUUUAUCUGAACGAAUAAUGUUAACGGCGAACUUGGUUUCAUCCCCGAAAUCUCUUCGUCUUUCCGAAAAAGCUGAGAAUAAGUAGUCCACGGACGCUGAUUCUGUGAAGAUGUUCGAUGUUCCUCGAGAGUUUUCUUUAAUGGAUGGCUGACCCGAUUUCCUUGGUUUUUUCCAGGGUGUUCCCCAUUGAGAAUGGAAAAGCCCUGCAGUUCAUCUACGGCAGCAAGGCAGUUCGGACGAGCGGGGGCAUCGUGGCCGCUACCGCCACCACAAACAUCUUCCGUAGUGAGCAAUUCAAGCGCACCAUGAAAGACAUCCAGUCGCAGACCACCAGCCCGGAUGAAGUCAUCUUCGGCCGUAGCUUCGAGCAGUCCCUCUACUGCCAUCUCUUAUGCGGGCUUCUCUCGUAUCAGGAGGUCCAGUUCAUCUCCUCCACCUUCGCCCACAGCAUCGUCCAGGCGUUCAGAACGUUCGAGCUCGUCUGGGAAGAGCUCUGCGCGAACAUCAGGGAUGGGGUCCUCUCUCCCAAGAUCACCGAUCCUUCCAUGAGGGCCGCCGUCUCCAAGCUGCUGACCCCCAGUCCCCAGCUGGCGGAUGAGAUCUACAACAAAUGCAAGGGCCUGAUCAACUGGUUUGGAUUGAUCCCCGAGCUCUGGCCGAACGCAAAAUACGUCUAUGGCAUAAUGACCGGAUCGAUGGAGCCAUAUCUGAAGAAGCUGAGGCAUUAUGCCGGGGAUCUGCCGCUCUUGAGUGCCGAUUAUGGCUCUUCGGAGGGCUGGAUCGCGGCUAACGUCAAUCAUAAGCUUCGUCCUGAGGAGGCGAGGUUUGCGGUGCUCCCCGACAUCGGGUACUUCGAGUUCAUUCCAAUGGAGACGAAGAUCGGGGAUAAUCCGGCCGUAGAAGCUGAGCCGAUCGGUCUCGAGGAGAUCGAGCUGGGGAAAGAGUACGAACUCAUAAUUACGAACUUCGGGGGUGAGUGUCGCAGCCGUUGACUGUCAGUUCCGUAUGAGUGAGUAUUUCUCGGAGGAGAAAGUGUCCCAAUCUUCCUUCCUAUUGUUUCGCGUGGUUGUGCAGGUCUGUACAGGUACAGGCUGGGCGAUGUGGUGCGGGUGGGGGGCUUCCACAACAGCACGCCGGAGCUCCAGUUCGUGUGUCGCCGCGGCCUCGUGCUGAACGUCAACAUAGACAAGAACACGGAGAGGGACCUGCAGUUAGCGGUGGAGGAGGCCUCCAAGCUGGUAGCAGCGGAGAAGAUUGAGGUCGUCGAAUUCUCCAGCUGCGUUGACCGCUUGGCGGAACCUGGUCAUUACGUCAUCUUCUGGGAGCUAAGCGGCGAGGCCAGGGAGAGCGUUCUCCGCAGCUGUGCGGACUGCUUGGACCGCUGCUUCAUAGACGCCGGUUACAUGGGCGCGAGGAAGGCGAAGGCAAUCGCCCCACUGGAGCUCCGCAUCGUCCGGAAUGGGACCUUCCGUAAGGUCCUCGAGCACUUCGUUAACCAGGGUGCCGCCAUGAGCCAGUUCAAGAACCCGCGCUUCGUCGGCCCCAGCAACCCCGCGGUUCUCCGCAUCCUCUGCGACAGCGUCGUCGAGAGCUUCUUCAGCACGGCCUACGACUGA
Messenger RNA from Spirodela intermedia, 2618 nucleotides. NCBI's taxonomy places the organism in Eukaryota, Viridiplantae, Streptophyta, Magnoliopsida, Alismatales, Araceae. The record is from the annotation of a GenBank genome assembly.